UGUUGUCUGCAACACUUCCUCACGAAAUUCUCGAAAUGACCAGCAAAUUCAUGACCAACCCGAUUAGAAUCCUUGUCAAACGUGAUGAAUUGACACUGGAAGGUAUCAAGCAGUUCUUCGUGGCGGUUGAUCGUGAGGAGUGGAAAUUCGAUACGUUAUGUGAUUUGUACGAUACGUUAACGAUUACACAGGCGGUCAUCUUUUGCAACACGCGAAGAAAAGUGGAUUGGUUGGCGGAAAAGUUGAAGGAAGCCAAUUUCACGGUAUCUGCAAUGCACGGUGAUAUGGAACAGAAGGAACGAGAUGCGAUCGUUAAGAAGUUCAGAGCUGGAGACAGUCGUCUUCUAAUAUCAACGGACGUUUUCGCACGUGGUCUGGACAUUCCUCAGGUGUCGUUGGUGGUCAACUAUGAUCUGCCGAACAAUCGAGAACUUUACAUUCAUCGCAUCGGUCGAUCAGGGCGUUUCGGUCGCAAAGGUGUGGCGAUUAAUUUCGUGAAGUCAGACGACAUUCGUAUUUUGCGUGAUAUUGAGCAGUAUUAUGCGACUCAGAUUGACGAAAUGCCAAUGAACGGUUAG
This is a messenger RNA of Anisakis simplex (herring worm), 578 nucleotides long. The record is from the annotation of a GenBank genome assembly. NCBI's taxonomy places the organism in Eukaryota, Metazoa, Nematoda, Chromadorea, Rhabditida, Anisakidae.